Messenger RNA from Ilex paraguariensis (yerba mate), 2203 nucleotides. Lineage: Eukaryota; Viridiplantae; Streptophyta; Magnoliopsida; Aquifoliales; Aquifoliaceae. The record is from the annotation of a GenBank genome assembly.
AUGUCUCAGACUUCAGUGAGUUGUACUACACUUUCAUGUGUAAAAUGUGAAAUUGCUGGGCCUGAUUUUGGUUCGCCUCCUUCAUUUGUGCGGAAGAAACUCCUUACAGUUUUGAGUGAUUGUGGCAAAGUCUCAUCUUUAAUUGACAGUAUAUCCAUAGUGAAGCGAUAUGCCUCUGAAUUAUCCCAUGCGAUUCCAGUGGCUUCUGAUGAUGAAGCUCUUUCAAAGGCCAAAAAAGAGGUAAAAAAUGACAAAGUACAUUUUGUCUGGGCCCAAUUUUCAGAGUUGAAUUCAUAUUUUAAGAAACAAACAGAGGACAUUGAGAAGUUAAACAGAAAGCUUGCAGAAAUGAUAUCUUUGCUUACAUGUAACAAGAAGUCUACAGGAAGAAAAUGCAUCAAAUACAGUGUGACCACUGAACUAAAAGACAUUCUUAGUCGUAUGGAUGCUAGAGUCAGAAGCCUAUACUCUAAUUUACCUGCUAAUGCCAUGCUUAUUAUUUGCACUGGUCAUGGAGACACAGCAAUGGUUCACAGAUUAAGGAAAAUGCUCACAGAAGAAAAAGAAACCGCCAUAUGCCGUGAGAAACUUGUAAAAGUCUUGGAAGAGUUGCAGGCCCAAGCCGAAGUAGGGCCUGAUUUUGGUUCGCCUCCUUCAUUUGUGCGGAAGAAACUCCUUACAGUUUUGAGUGAUUGUGGCAAAGUCUCAUCUUUAAUUGACAGUAUAUCCAUAGUGAAGCGAUAUGCCUCUGAAUUAUCCCAUGCGAUUCCAGUGGCUUCUGAUGAUGAAGCUCUUUCAAAGGCCAAAAAAGAGGUAAAAAAUGACAAAGUACAUUUUGUCUGGGCCCAAUUUUCAGAGUUGAAUUCAUAUUUUAAGAAACAAACAGAGGACAUUGAGAAGUUAAACAGAAAGCUUGCAGAAAUGAUAUCUUUGCUUACAUGUAACAAGAAGUCUACAGGAAGAAAAUGCAUCAAAUACAGUGUGACCACUGAACUAAAAGACAUUCUUAGUCGUAUGGAUGCUAGAGUCAGAAGCCUAUACUCUAAUUUACCUGCUAAUGCCAUGCUUAUUAUUUGCACUGGUCAUGGAGACACAGCAAUGGUUCACAGAUUAAGGAAAAUGCUCACAGAAGAAAAAGAAACCGCCAUAUGCCGUGAGAAACUUGUAAAAGUCUUGGAAGAGUUGCAGGCCCAAGCCGAAGUAGGGCCUGAUUUUGGUUCGCCUCCUUCAUUUGUGCGGAAGAAACUCCUUACAGUUUUGAGUGAUUGUGGCAAAGUCUCAUCUUUAAUUGACAGUAUAUCCAUAGUGAAGCGAUAUGCCUCUGAAUUAUCCCAUGCGAUUCCAGUGGCUUCUGAUGAUGAAGUUCUUUCAAAGGCCAAAAAAGAGGUAAAAAAUGACAAAGUACAUUUUGUCUGGGCCCAAUUUUCAGAGUUGAAUUCAUAUUUUAAGAAACAAACAGAGGACAUUGAGAAGUUAAACAGAAAGCUUGCAGAAAUGAUAUCUUUGCUUACAUGUAACAAGAAGUCUACAGGAAGAAAAUGCAUCAAAUACAGUGUGACCACUGAACUAAAAGACAUUCUUAGUCGUAUGGAUGCUAGAGUCAGAAGCCUAUACUCUAAUUUACCUGCUAAUGCCAUGCUUAUUAUUUGCACUGGUCAUGGAGACACAGCAAUGGUUCACAGAUUAAGGAAAAUGCUCACAGAAGAAAAAGAAACCGCCAUAUGCCGUGAGAAACUUGUAAAAGUCUUGGAAGAGUUGCAGGCCCAAGCCGAAGUAGGUUUGUGUUUUGUAGGUGUGAAGCAUUGAGUACUAUUGAAACCACCAUUCCGUGGUUUGUCAUUUGGCAGAUUUUGUAGUAUUAGAAAGCAGAAAAUACACUGCCAAAAAAAGAUGUAAAUUUUUACAAUUGAUUAUCCACUUCGCUGCUGACCAAAAAAAAAAAAAAAUUAUCUACUUUCCCCUGCUUUCACUAUUAUUAUGUAAAGCAGUCUACAAGAGGGCUUGUUUGGUUGCCGGACUGAAAGGAGGGAACUGCACUGUGUAAGCCAAUCCAGUCCAGUCCAGUCCAGUCCCAUAAAGGUGGAUAGAAAGGGCUCUGACCACAAUUAGUUGGAUUUAUUACUUUGUACAACAUUUGGUAAAACACAGGACUUGAUGUGAGAUAACAGUUUUUUAUAUAUUUUUUUGGUCAGAGCAAUUAUCC